Messenger RNA from Rotaria socialis, 360 nucleotides. The record is from the annotation of a GenBank genome assembly. NCBI's taxonomy places the organism in Eukaryota, Metazoa, Rotifera, Eurotatoria, Philodinida, Philodinidae.
AUGCCAUCGAAACACACGAAUUAUGAACUGAAAAUUUUAAAUUGGGAUGGUUCUCAAAUCAUUGACGUCGAAUAUAAAUUUGAAGAUACUCAUGCUAAUAAUGGUAGUCGUUUUACUCGCAGAAUAUAUGUUAACGGACCUGACUAUGGAAGAAUAUCUUCAAGAAAUAUGCCAUUCAUGUUUGUUCGGCAGGCGCAUGACGACAUGGCUGAAGUAUUUCGUUUACUUGAUAAGUACUAUUCAGGUGCAAUCAAUAUAGAAGAAUUGGUUGCUUUUUUGCCUUGGAUUGCGCCAAAUACUAAUCGACACAUAAAUUUUCAUCAAAUUCAAAGAUUUGCAAAGAAUCGUCAUUACACAUGA